Molecule: messenger RNA, 1522 nt
Organism: Spinacia oleracea (spinach)
Lineage: Eukaryota; Viridiplantae; Streptophyta; Magnoliopsida; Caryophyllales; Amaranthaceae
Exons: 9
Coding region: 259-690 (143 amino acids)
Source: RefSeq, a predicted model, not a curated record
UGGUGUUGAUUGGACAGCUGAUGGUUCUAGACAGGAGUAGUUGUGUCCAUGUCAUUACUUGCGCUCUCUAUUGUAUCUGGAUUUAGCUGAGGAGCAUGGCGUAUAGCCAUCUCUUGUCGGAGCUGAAGGCUAGCUACUUCGACGGACUGCUUCCGGAGCUACGGUCGAUAUGGGAGCCUUGUGGCGAGUCCUAAAGUUAUUUGGACUCCUUUUGAAUUUUGAAUUGAAUUGUAUUACUUUGAUGGGUUGAGUUAUUCCAUGUUGAUUGAUAGAUAUGUGAGUAUGAGCAUUUCCCCAGCGUUCCGCCUCCUCGCCCUUUUAAUGAGGCUUACCCUUUCGAUGCCUCCUAAGUCGGGGCGUUGUGAACUGAUACUUCUAUGGUCUCCGAUUCUCACAUAUGGAAAAUUCUCUGCCUGCCUUAAAUCUUGUUCUCAUGGCGGUCAAGUCAGAUCCCCCUUUCUCUUAGAUCUAUUAUCCAUGGAGGUGCAGGUUUCAUAUUGUGCAAGUGCUGCUAGAAUUCAUGCCACAUUAGUGCAAAAGAAAAGCAUGUUUAUACCUACACUUAUUAGGUUUGCUUUUGACAAAGGGACGAUGAAAAUGGAUGAUGUUGCUACCAUUGGUGUGACAUUCGGUUCAUUGUCUUUAUCUCUGAGCUGGAAUAUUCAUUUGCAAAAAAGGCAAGGACACUAGGCUGCUAAAGUUUGAAGGUGUUAGAAAAUUGCAAAAGCAACCGAGAUAUUCCUGGGUUAUAACACUAUGGCUCCAUACAUCUGACCCUAAACCUGCCUAAGACAGAAACCUUACUAGAGGUAUCGAUGCAAUGGUAAUGACCUCAGGCAGGCUUUAAGAUUCUAGCAUUCUUGCUCAAUCAAUUUGGAGGCAAAGUACCUGGCUCAAUUCCCGAGAUUAAGAAUUUUGCGUUUACAAGAUUCAAAGCUGAAUACCACCUUUUUUGUAAGCUGGAUGUGAAUCUUCCAAAUGCAGUCAUAGUUUACAGUUCCUCAAGUUCAGUGCUGAGGAGUUUGUAGUUACUUGGUCAAGUGGAAUUACGAGAUGUUUUGGUGGACCUCAGGCAGGUAAGCAAUACACACCAACAACAUCCCCUCUCCGGAUUAAGGCGUUUGGUGUUGUUUUCAGCUGCACAGGUGCUGCUUCUUGCUGUUGCAGGGUGUGGGUUGUGCUCCUGGUGUGUGUAGGCUGUUCUGCAGGGAGUCCAGGUGCUGCAAGUCUUCAGGGAGUGUGGUGUUCGAUUGCUGCUGUGUGCAAUCUUGUGUUGUGUACCCUUUUAUUGUGUCUCCUGUGUUUGGUUGUUAGGGAGUGGUCUGUACUCCUCUAACGUUUUCUGUUGUUUCGUUGUCUAGAUGCUUUUGUUCAUACCUUUUGGUAUUAAAUUUAUGUUUUGGAGAUAAAUAGCUAGCUAAUUUGAUAGUUUGUACAUGUGUAAACUUAAUUUGAUGAUAUGAUAUGAUUUGGAGUGAGCUAAGUACGUAUUAUUGCAUAUAUAAUAGAUAUUAAUAUAUAA